Helicoverpa zea (corn earworm) is the source of this 6071-nucleotide messenger RNA. It is a transcript of the gene alpha-Man-IIa, whose product is annotated as alpha-mannosidase 2. NCBI's taxonomy places the organism in Eukaryota, Metazoa, Arthropoda, Insecta, Lepidoptera, Noctuidae. Bases 249 to 3740 code for a protein of 1163 amino acids. The record is from RefSeq and is a predicted model, not a curated record. Gene Ontology annotation, biological process: N-glycan processing; mannose metabolic process; protein deglycosylation. Gene Ontology annotation, cellular component: Golgi membrane. The transcript has 21 exons. Gene Ontology annotation, molecular function: alpha-mannosidase activity; carbohydrate binding.
UUAGGUAGAUAGUAGCUGCGGUUAUUUUUGCUUUGAGCUGUUUACAAACCAAUUUCACAUAUUCGAUAGCAAACCAUAUAUGACAUGUGUAAAUUUAGUGCCAACACCGUCGUCGUUAUCUAUCAAUUAUUUAGCACUAAACGUCAUAAUAAGCGACAUAUAUUUUUUAAGUGGUAAAAGAAUUAUGUUUUCGUGUCAUAAAACAGUAUAAACAGCCAGAAUUAUAACUGCGAUAGCAAGGUAGAAAGAUGAGGAUCAGAAGAUUAUCAGCUGUGUUUUGGACAACAUGCAUAAUUGCGUUUAUUUUUAUAUUGUAUGUGGUGACCGAUUUGAGUUUCAAAUUGCCAAGCAUAAAACCAGCACCCGAUGUUGAUACAAAAUGGUCAUCAUUUGAAUCCAAGCUGCGUCACAUAGAGAAUGAAUUAAACCAGCACCAUGUAGUUGUCGGAGAAAUUAAAUCUGCCGUGGACCAGAUGGUGGAACAGUCUCAGGAGUACCAUCCUCCUCAGAAGAGGCCCAAAGAGAUUGUGUACCGGGAACCGCAGAAGGCUAAAGAAGUUAAGGCUGUUGGAGAUGAGCCACCGAAGAUGAGAGUUCCAUUCAACGAGUCUUCGUGCCCCAUACAGAAGUUAUCUGUACCCAAAACAGAUAUACAGAUGCUGUCAAUGUAUGAGAGAAUCUUAUUCGAUGAUCUAGACGGCGGAGUCUGGAAGCAGGGUUGGGAAAUAGAUUAUCAAGAGGACCAGUGGAGUCAGAAGAAUAAGCUUAAAGUUUUUAUUGUGCCACACUCGCAUAAUGAUCCAGGCUGGAUAAAGACUUUCGAGAACUACUACAAGACGCAAACGCGCGCGAUAUUCAACAACAUGGUGGAGAAGCUAUCGGAAGGCAUCGGGAGGAAGUUUAUAUGGGCCGAGAUCAGCUUCCUGUCGCUCUGGUGGAAUAGUGAUGCUACAGAGAAGGAUAAGGCUGCGUUCUUGAGCCUUCUAAAGUCAGGCAAAAUAGAAAUUGUGACAGGCGGUUGGGUGAUGAACGACGAGGCUAACUCCCACUGGCUUUCCAUCAUUCGUCAACUGACCACUGGUCAUCAAUGGCUUAUAGAUAACAUGGGCUAUAUACCUAAGAAUGCUUGGGCCAUCGAUCCGUUUGGUUACUCUAGUACCCAGCCGUAUUUGCUCAAGUUGGCUGGCUUUGAGAACUCGGUAAUACAGAGGGUGCAUUAUAGAGUGAAGAAGGAAUUAGCUUCUAAUAAGCAGUUGGAGUUUAAGUGGAGGCAGUUGUGGGACGGUGUCGGCAAAACGGACAUGUUUACACACAUGAUGCCUUUCUAUUCUUACGACGUACCUCAUUCCUGUGGACCUAAUCCUAAGGUGUGUUGUCAAUUUGAUUUCAAAAGACUGCCGGGUAACGGAGUCACUUGUCCGUGGGGUGUAGCGCCACGAAAGAUCACUGAGAAAAAUGUACAAGAAAGGGCCCAAACAAUUCUAGACCAAUGGCGUAAAAAGGCCCAGCUGUACAGAAGUAACGUGGUAAUGUUCCCGCUCGGGGACGACUUCCGGUACGACCGGUCCAACGAGUGGGACAAUCAGUACCAGAACUAUGAGAUACUCAUCGAUUUCAUUAAUAAUAAUGACGCUUGGAAUGCUGAGGUUCAAUUCGGCACUCUCCAAGACUACUUCAAGGCGGUUCACGCAGAAGUCAAAGCCAGCGACUUCCCCGUACUGUCGGGAGAUUUCUUCACUUACGCUGACAGGAACCAGCAUUACUGGAGCGGGUAUUACACGUCCCGGCCGUUCUAUAAGAACAUGGAUAGAGUGCUGUUGGCUUAUGUCAGGGCAGCAGAAAUAAUAACAGGUCAAGCUUGUUCGGCGGGCGUGGUGUCGAACAUAAUGUCCCUGCAACUUCGAGACCGCGUGGAGCAGGCGCGGCGGGCGCUGGCACUGUUCCAGCACCACGACGGCGUCACCGGCACAUCCCGGGACGACGUGCGGGAGGACUAUGCUAAGAAAUUACUAACAGCAAUAAAAUACAGCCAAUCGGCAAUCCAACAAGCCGCUUACUACCUUCUCAACCAGCCGUUAAUAGUGGACCAACCUCAAGAAGACAUUUACUUCGACGUGGACGACAUCUGGCGGUCUCAUGACGAGAUUCCGACCAGGAUCACUAUAGCUUUGGAUGCGGUAUCACCUUCGAGAAGGAUUGUGCUGUAUAACGCGCUGGCUUUUAAACGGCAUGAGAUUAUGACUUUGUUGGUGUCGUCGCCGCAUGUUGAGCUGUUCGACCCCGAAGGCAACCCAAUGAUGGCACAAAUAUCUCCAGUAGUGGCCGGCGACCGACGCCUUGCCUUCGCAGCCAAUAAGUACCAACUGUCCUUCCCAGCCGUCGUGGAACCUUUAGCUCUCACUGUCUACACUGUGGCACUUAGAGAUAGCACUAGGCUUAAUAAAUACACAUCCUACUCUCGCGUCCGAGUGUACAACGCAGACUACUGGACAGUGGACCUACCGAAGAUGUUCCCCAUAGAGCAGCCAUCAGCCCGUCUCAUGGAAGACAUUACCAUACAAGCCGGGAACAGUACGAGAGUGGUGGCCACUAUGAAUGGGCUGAUUAAGGCUAUUGUGUCACCAAAGGGCACCACUGUGCCUGUUCAUAUGGAUUUUGCGCAAUACGACAGCCAGCGCGGCAAGGACAACAACAGCGGCGCGUACCUAUUCAUCCCGUCCGGCCCCGCCACGGACUUCAAGCCCGACGCCUUCCCCGAGAUCGUGCUCACGGAGGGCAUAUACAAGGCGACCCUGUAUGCAGCGCUCAACUCGCCUAAAGCCGCCGAUAUUGUGUUAGCUAUCUCGGUCCACAACAAUCCCUCCCUCCCACAUAGUGAAGUAGAGAUCAGCAACACGUUACUGAUAGACCCGGCAGUGGAUGACCUGGAACUAGCACUGCGCCUGCGCACCGCCGUCAAGAAUGGAGACGUCUUCUAUACAGACCUUAAUGGCAUGCAGAUGAUAAAGCGUCGCUACUUCGAGAAGAUUCCACUACAAGCGAACUUCUACCCGCUGCCGGCUGCUACGUAUAUAGAAGACGACAAGUUUAGAUUCACGGUGCUAACGUCGACGCCGCUAGGAAUGGCUGCGUUACAAUCCGGACAGAUUGAGAUUAUGCAAGACAGACGACUGAGUCGAGAUGACAACAGAGGUAUGGCGCAGGGUGUCCUCGACAACAUCAGGACCAGACACACUUUCAAGCUUAUUAUUGAGAACGCUAAGAAAACUUGUGAGAAGCGAACCCCAUCAGAACACCCGUCAGGACAGCUGACACUAGGAGCUCACGUAUCCCAGCAGUACCUGCUGCAGCCGCUGAUCGCCAUGCACUACAGCAGCAAGCAGGACGGCCGCGUGGGGUAUUCCCGCGCCACCGCCAACCACGCCGACCUCGUGCUUGCGGCCUUCCACUCGCAUGUCACUGCUAAGAAUAAAGACGGCGUGAUGCACGGCAUGGGCAUGACGCUGCAGCGAGUGUACCUCGAGCACUGCUACGGCAGCCCUGAGAUCUCCAAGUGGUACCAAUCGGGAGAUGAACAGCUGCCAAUAUCGGAUUUAGUAGAUGUAUCUGCAGAAAACGUAUACGAUAGUUCUCUAACAUUCGUGAACGUGCGGAACCCGUUACCGAGCGGCGUCGUCACGCUCUGCCCCAUGGAAGUGAGAUCCGUAUUCAUAAACCAGACUCUUAAUAAGAAAUACUAGUUAUCUACAAUAGAUGUGAGAAGGAAGAAACUCGAAUUUCGUCGAUUGAACGCACUUGAUAACUUAAUGUAAGUGUUUAAUAGGUACUCAAAUAUUAGGUAACUGAAAUUCAAUAUCUUGAGAUAAAAACAUACAUAGGAUUCUUUCUUGUUACUACAUAUAUCACCUAUGAUUUUGUAACUACUCAAAUGAAUCAUUAUUUACUCAAAUAAACUUAAGAAUAAAAAGACAAGAAGCAGUAUCGAAAUGCAAUCAAUAAUUGUCUUAAGUUUUUCAAUAAUUAUUGUCGUAUGUAUUAAAGUUAAUGAAAGCGUAACAUAUUACUCUUAGGAGAUUGGAAAUACAACAUUUCGACUGAAUGUUUAACUAUUCAUAAUUAAAUGUAGACGUAAUUGUAACUUUUAAAUAAACUGUGUAUAAUGUUGUCAUGUAAUGACGACCUAUGUAAUAUUUGGUUGAAAUCAACCUAAUGGUUAUUUGGCACAAAAAUGCUCAUAUGUAUAAUCUCAGUUCUCGUCUAUUUUAAACGAAUUAUAACAAUUUCCCCCAAUGAUGAAAAUGGCAUUCGCUAAGGAAUCGUUGCGAGUUUAACUGGAUUGUCCGUGAAUGAUAAAUGAUGAUGUAAUUUUUAUUAUGCGGUUCGUCUAAAAUUGCCCCAAAUUACAAUAUGAAUUGUAAAUUAUAUAAAGACGAAUGUUAAGGUACGUUUUGAAUGUGAGUUGUCCACUGCAACUGUCGACCGCACUUGCAGCGACUGCAUGAAAGCGGUCGAUGUCUGAGGGUGACUUCACGUGCUGCUGCCGCUCCGAUCCAAAACGGUUUCAUGUGAAUAAAUACGAACCAGUAGUGGAGAUGCGGCCGAUUUAAUGCAGUCGAGGUAUGUGCUAGUCGGCAGCUGCAGUCGGCAGCUGGCAUUAAAAACGUACCUUUUUGUAUAAUACUAGGGACAAUAUUUUAUUUUAUAUUGCGUACGGUUGUGUGGAUCUAAAUGUUUACCACUAACUAAGAAAUAUUUAUUUAGUUUAUAAGCUGACAUUGUUUUUAUUGCAAAUAUUUUUGUGUAAUAUAUAUUUAUCGGAUGUCACAAAAUGAUAUUAAAGAAGAAAAAAAAAACGUUAUUUUUAGGUUUAUGUAGUUUUAAAACCUCCACUAUUUUUGAUUUUCGGAUCAAGAACUUAGGGUAAUGAUGUCCCAUUUUUUGGAUGUGUGUAGGGCCACUCACAAGAACUUUACAAUUAAAUAAAAUGCGUGCAAUUGAUAGUGGCUAGGAAAUUGUUUAUCAGCUGUGAAUUUGUGAAUGUAUUUUCGGAUAUCCUAAGUUAAUUAUGUAUGUAGCUACUAAUUUCCUCUAAUUAAGAAAUCACUGUUUAUUACCAUCGUAUACACAAUACUGCCAAGUUGAGUUACAACUAUGUACUAAGUGGUCGCUAUUAGCCAGUUGUCUAAUGUUAAGAUUUGUAUAUAAGCGCACGUGAAUACUUAAUAGUUCACUAUUAUGUAACGUAUAUAUUCAUCACUAGCUUCUGCCAGCGGUUUCACCCGCAUCCCGUGGGAACUACUUCCCGUACCAGGAUAAAAAGUAGCCUAUAGCCUUCCUCGAUAAAUGGGCUAUCUAACACUGAAAGAAAUUUUCAAAUCAGACCAGUAGUUCCUGAGAUUAGCGCGUUCAAACAAACAAACAAACAAUCAAACAAACUCUUCAGCUUUAUAAUAUUAGUAUAGAUGUAUUUAUUUGUUAUACAUGUCAUUUAAUAUGGUGUAAUUAGGGAUGUACCUACGCAAAAUUGUUCCGUCGACGUUAUUUAGCGAAAAACUAAUAUAUAAUUGUUUAUUUUUUUCUUUUUAAAGCACAAAUGAUUGCAGUUAUAAUUUAAUUCAUAUUAUAAGCGUAUUCCUAGGCCGAAUUUUGACUUAUUAAAAAAGGUCACGUCAGGAAGCUGCUACAUACAUUUGUUGCAAUUUGAUAUUCCGUCUAAUGUAACUCAAUACAAAUUAAUGAAAUUAUUGUAGAUCUCAAUAACCCAAUAAUGGCUCGAAUACUUAAACAUCAUUUUAUGCGGUGCUAAAAUCACAAUUAGCGUAACAACAAUGGAGUAAAAAAAAAACUCCCUUUUUUUAAAGAAAAUGGCGUUUACGUGUUCGGCCACUAAGAUAUGUAAGAAAAUCACGAUUUUAAUUAAUUUUAAAAAUACGUACUCCAUGUACUUUUAUCUUUGAACGUUUUAUCUAUGUAAAAUAUUAGUGAGAUUUGUAUUAUACUGAUUAUCAUGCAUUUAAAUGUAAUUUGAAAAUAUCGUUGUAAAUAUAGGAGACUGUGUUGAAAUGGAUUAA